Messenger RNA from Didymodactylos carnosus, 249 nucleotides. The record is from the annotation of a GenBank genome assembly. NCBI's taxonomy places the organism in Eukaryota, Metazoa, Rotifera, Eurotatoria, Philodinida, Philodinidae.
AUGAUUGAAAUAUCUGAAGAUCAAUCAGAAGCAAAUAAAAUUCUUGAAACAUUUAUCAUUGUUUGGCUAGAUGCAAAUGUUAAUAAAACAAAAGAUAACGAAGAGACAUAUAAAGCUUUACGUAGGAGUAUUAAUUAUCUUAAAACAUUUGAUAAUAUGCAAGAAAGUGAAACUUAUAUUCAAAGUAUUCAUCGUGAGAAAAUUAUUUUAAUUGUAUCUGGUGGAUUUGGUAUGGAAAUUGUAUCAUGA